Cajanus cajan (pigeon pea) is the source of this 2208-nucleotide messenger RNA. RefSeq names its product Eukaryotic aspartyl protease family protein. Gene Ontology annotation, molecular function: aspartic-type endopeptidase activity. The record is from RefSeq and is a predicted model, not a curated record. NCBI's taxonomy places the organism in Eukaryota, Viridiplantae, Streptophyta, Magnoliopsida, Fabales, Fabaceae. Gene Ontology annotation, biological process: proteolysis.
UGAAACUCUUACCCUCCUAAACAACAUGCAAUGCCAAAACCAACCUUCCCCCAAUUCAUCCAAAGCUUCUUCCAACUCUUGUUCACUUUGUUAAUUCAAUAGCCUUGACGUGAACCCUUCUCCUCCCAAAAUAUAAACACCCCCAAUUCUUCACUACACUCACUCCCAAUUUUCCUUGCUACACUUUCUCUCCAAUGGGACCUCUCACUUACCUCUUCCCACUCUUCCUCCUCUUUUGCUCAACACACUCACGAACCACACCACAACCCCCCAAAACGACAGUCCUCGACGUCGUUUCCUCCCUUCGAAACGCGCACAAUGUCGUCGGCUUCCCUCAAAAACGACAACAAGAACCGUCGCUACUAUCGUCGUUCGCUAUUCACUUACACUCCCGCGCCUCAAUCCAAAAACCCUCCCACCGCGACUACGAAUCGUUAACACUCACGCGACUCGCGCGCGACUCAGCCCGAGUCAAAGCCCUGCAAACUCGCCUGGAUCUCGCGCUGAACCGCGUCUCCAACUUGGACCUCCACCCGGCCGAGUCGGCCUCCGAGUUGGAGUUCGAGUCCAACGCGCUGCAAGGCCCAAUCGUGUCGGGAACGAGUCAGGGAAGCGGCGAGUACUUCCUCCGAGUCGGAAUCGGAAAACCAGUGAGUCAGGCCUACGUGGUGCUCGACACGGGAAGCGACGUGAGUUGGAUCCAAUGCGCGCCAUGCUCCGAAUGCUACCAACAAUCCGACCCGAUUUUCGACCCGGUUUCGUCGUCCUCCUACGCGCCGAUCCACUGCGACGCGCCGCAGUGCAAGUCCCUGGACCUCUCCGAGUGCCGCAACGGAACUUGCCUCUACGAGGUCUCCUACGGCGACGGAUCCUACACCGUCGGCGAGUUCGCCACCGAGACGGUGACUCUCGGCGGCGCCUCCGUCAGCAACGUCGCCAUCGGCUGCGGCCACAACAACGAAGGACUAUUCGUCGGCGCCGCCGGCCUGCUCGGCCUCGGCGGCGGAGCGCUCUCGUUUCCGGCGCAGGUUAACGCGACGUCGUUUUCGUACUGCCUCGUCGACCGCGACUCCGACGCCGUCUCAACGCUCGAUUUCGACUCGCCGUUGCCGCGCAACGCCGUCACGGCGCCGUUACUGCGGAACCCCGAGCUUGACACGUUCUACUAUCUCGGACUGAAGGGGAUCAGCGUGGGCGGCGAGGCUCUCCCAAUUCCCGACGCGAGCUUCGAGGUCGACGCCAGCGGCGGCGGCGGCAUCAUCGUGGACUCCGGCACGGCGGUGACGAGGCUGCGGAGCGAGGUGUACGACGCGCUGAGAGACGCGUUUGUGAGAGGGACGAAGGCGUUGCCGAAGGCGAACGGCGUGUCGUUGUUCGACACGUGCUACGACUUGUCGUCGAGGAACAGUGUGGAGGUUCCGACGGUGUCGUUUAGGUUCCCCGAGGGGAGGGAGUUACCGUUACCAGCGACGAAUUACCUGAUACCGGUUGACUCGGUGGGGACCUUUUGUUUGGCGUUCGCGCCCACGACGUCGUCUUUGUCAAUCAUUGGUAACGUGCAGCAGCAGGGGACACGUGUCGGUUUCGAUAUCGCUAACUCGCUCGUUGGAUUCGCUGCCAAUAGCUGCUAGUAAAACUGGGUGGUAGACGUAGAACAGGAGAAUCUCGUGCUCACUUUUAUUUUAUUUUUUAAAAUUUAAUAUUUGUUGUUUUUCUUUUAAUUACAAUUUGUAACGGUGGGUUGAGGGUAAUUUUUUGGUUUUUGAAUUGUUUGUGGUGUGGGCCCAUUCAGAUAAGGUGCAAUGUAAGUUGGGCCAGCUGAAUGGUGGUAAUGUGCAGUGUGAGGAAGUGGUGCUUAUUAUCAAGGGUUACCAAUUUUAGACAAAGAACAUGUGACUAUAUAUGGUGGUAAAUGGAGUGCUAUUAAUGUGAGAAUGGAAGAUAGUAUAGUAAUGAUAGAUAUACACAUAGGGUCCACCCAAUUCACGGAUUUCCCGUUUUUAGGACCGGUUGAAGCUGCUUCAUUAAUCACAAAUAUGGUAAAAAAAAUUAUUUUGCUGCUUACAACUUGCUAUGAAAGAAAGUGGUGAUUUGCAGUUUGCACACAUAAAUGGAUUUUAUUUCAUAUGAAUCCUCUAAACAGAUAGAUGUUUUUAUGCCUAAAACCAUUGUUUAAGGACAAGUUCCAAAGUUAACUCUUUUUAAGGA